AUGUCUGACACCGGUCGCAAGGAUUUCUCUACUAAGGCCAAGGAGGAGAUCACUCCUGACUCCACCAAGUCCACCCAGGACAAGGUCAAGGAGACUGUCACCGACACCACUGACCGUCUCGCUCGCGGCGCCCAAACCGACGACAGCAAGAGUGGUCCUCAGGAGGCCUUCGACAAGACCCAGCGUACCCAUGACAAUGAGGCUUACGGCGGUGCCACCAGCUCUGUGGGUGAUAAGGUCAAGAAUGCCCUCGGCAUGAACAAGUAA
This is a messenger RNA of Penicillium maclennaniae, 267 nucleotides long. RefSeq names its product heat shock 9/12 family protein. The transcript is spliced from 3 exons. NCBI's taxonomy places the organism in Eukaryota, Fungi, Ascomycota, Eurotiomycetes, Eurotiales, Aspergillaceae. The coding region runs from base 1 to 267 and encodes 88 amino acids. The record is from RefSeq and is a predicted model, not a curated record.